CUGACGCCACCACCAAACCUAAAUUGUCAUUAUUGCUGUAAAUUCAAGCCAUGACUGAAUCUGGAGAAGUAGCCCUAUUACAAGCCAUUAAAGAAUCCUUACAAAAAGAUGGCACUUUGGGUAGGCUCAAAGGUGAAAUACGUGCAGCUGUAAUGAAUGUUUUAAAUAAGAACGAUAGAGGAGAUGCUCCUAAAAUCCCAGAAGAAACGCGUCUCAUAAACGAACUGAUUCGGGAAUAUCUUGCUUGGAAUGGGUAUCUUUAUAGUGAAGAAGUUUUAACAGCAGAAUCUUGCCAAAACGGAGAAAGGCUUAGCCGAGACGUAUUGACAACAAAAUUGGGGGUAUUGGAUGAUGGAAAAACAGCCAAAAUUCCUUUACUGUAUUAUAUUGUUUCUGCUUUUCAAUUGAAUGAGGAAAAUGAAUAAAACAGCUUAGUUGAUCAACAAAUUUUACUAACUAUACAUCUAUAAUCUAAUUAAAAUUAAAUACCUAAAAAUUAAUUGACUAGAUCAGAUAAUAUUCAAAUUUUGAGAUCUUAUGAUAAUUUAGGCCCGUGACUCUUUUGAUACAAUAAAAACCAACAACUAUUAUCACACAGGGAAAGAUUUUUCCAGAAUUUUCUCCUCAUGAGAAAAUGUUUUUGUGAUCAAAAUUAUUGCCAUAUAAGAAUGUGUGUAUAGAUAUGAAAAUUUCUAUCAAUGUUUGUGCAUCAACAUUUCACUUUUUUCUCGAAAGCUCUUGCUACAAACAUGACAACUAAACAAAUUACUACCGAUAUUGUGUUGUCUUUUUUUGUGUUGAGUCAAACCGUGCUUGGCCCCAAACUUCCUGAAACAAAUAUCGCAAAAAUACUUUUUAUUUUUAUUCGAUUUGGGUGUUGUAAUGCUGGACUUUUCCAAUGGUUUGUCUUCUUUGCAAAAAGGCUGCACUUUUUCACUGGUGAACUGGUGAGAUCUAAAACUGAUUUUUUUUCACAAACUGUGUAUUGGAAUUAUUGUGCUUACUUUAAAUGUGUCAUUAAAGUACGCUUUUGAAGAAACUCCUUAUGGCAAGUGGUACAAACCAGAGGUUCUUUUCCGUGGAGUCUUUCGUGAUUGUCCAGUUCGAAUUUUCUGGUAAAAGUAGCUCCACAUUCUCCACAAACAAACGACGUUAAAGAUCCGUGAAAUCUCAAAUGCAU
Molecule: messenger RNA, 1180 nt
Organism: Ceutorhynchus assimilis (cabbage seed weevil)
Lineage: Eukaryota; Metazoa; Arthropoda; Insecta; Coleoptera; Curculionidae
Source: the annotation of a GenBank genome assembly